Baudoinia panamericana UAMH 10762 is the source of this 1596-nucleotide messenger RNA. Its product is annotated as glycoside hydrolase family 30 protein. Gene Ontology annotation, biological process: sphingolipid metabolic process. The record is from RefSeq and is a predicted model, not a curated record. NCBI's taxonomy places the organism in Eukaryota, Fungi, Ascomycota, Dothideomycetes, Mycosphaerellales, Teratosphaeriaceae. Gene Ontology annotation, molecular function: glucosylceramidase activity. The transcript has 7 exons. Bases 36 to 1460 code for a protein of 474 amino acids.
UCGCCUAAUCCUCGCUUGUGACAUACAGAGCAAUCAUGUUGUCCCGUUUCGCAGCUGCGAGCGUUGUGCUCGCGCGCUUCUCCAAUGCUUGGCCACCUGCAGGCCACCAGCAGCCUUCGGGUCCAGUGAUCCACGUCGCCCCUAAUACGAAGUAUCAAGGUUUCGAUGGCAUUGGCAUUUCUGAAGCCUUCCAGCGGUCGCUGGUCCUCCACCAACUCGAUACUCCAUCCCAGAAUCUCGUUCUGGACUAUCUGUUCAGUAGCGAGAAAGGUGCAGGCAUGACCAUCCUGCGAAACGGCCUGGGCUCUUCACCAGACCAAGGAUGGGAUCACAUGCAGAGCAUCGCUCCUUCUCCUCCGACUCCGAAUUUGAACACCAGCCAGCUGGAUUUCAUCCCACUCCCGCGCGACGACCAGUACCAGGUGUGGCUCUCGCAGCAAGCUCUCGCGCGUGGUGUCAAGUAUAUCUAUGCCGAUGCAUGGAGCGCCGACUACUACAUGAAGACGAACAACAAUGAGACCAACGGUGGUUAUCUUUGCGGCGUGACAAAUACGAGCUGUGCCACGGGAGACUGGCGACAGGCGUACGCCAACAAGAUCACCCGCUACAUCCAGGACUACCAGGCCUACGGAAUCAAGAUUGAUUAUGUUGGCUUCCUAAACGAGCCCGACCUUAGCACACCGUAUGCCUCCAUGCAAUCGGACGGCCAACAAGCUGCAGACUUCUUAACGGUCCUUUACCCGACCCUUCAACAAGCUGGCAUCUCGACGCAGAUCGCUUGCUGUGAUGGCAGCGGCUGGGAAGAGAACCGUGAACGCCUGACCGGCAUCCAAGCGGCCGGUGCCGAAUACACGCUCGGGUUGGUUACGGCGCAUGGCUACAGCUCGGCGCCGGGUGCGCCAUUUGCGACGCCCAAGAAAGUUUGGCAGACAGAGUGGUCCACAUUCGAUAACCUCAACUACAACUGGUAUGUCAGAGGCUCCCAGAGCGAAGGCCUUACCUGGGCGAACCAUAUCCAGCAGACCUUCACCGUCUCGAACGUGACGGGCUUCCUCUACUGGUGGGGCGCGGCGAAUGCGACGGACAAUGAACCGCUGAUCUUCAUUAACGGCACCAACGAAGUUAGUGUGACGAAGCGACUCUGGGCCCAUGCGCACUUCGGCAGCCGUUUCAUCCGACAAGGUGCGUCGCGUAUCGGCGCGACUGUGACCGGCGAUUCGACAAACGCACUCAAUGUUUCUGCGUUCGCAAACACUGACGGUUCGACGGCCAUUCAAGUCAUCAACAACGGUAAUACCACCGAGACGGUAACCUUGGAAGGUCUUUACUGCCCAAGGCCAGUCCAGACGUGGUUGACAAACCAGGCCAACAAUCUCACGUUGAGUGUUGUCCACGCCGGUCGGAGAGGAAACAUCGUUGCGGACGUACCUGCGAAGUCACUGCUCAGCUUCUACGUGUAGACUGAAAAGCAGUGACGAGCUCGACACCGGACAGCGUGCAAGCAGGUUGCCACAUAUAUGGAAGGAUUGGAAAUCCAAAAGCAGUGACAGGGUCCUUAUCGUAGACUAGCCGUAGAUCUCUGUGAAUUCUGACAGG